AUGAUGCCGCGGCGAACUGACAUCAGAUACAACUGGGUUGACGGUGCAGAGUCGCUUGAAUGUUACGCACCUGGCGGCUAUCAUCCUGUUAUGAUUGACGACAUUCUCCACGAUAGAUAUCGUAUCGUGGAUAAGCUGGGAUUCGGCGGAUAUUCGACCGUCUGGCUUGCCCAGGAUAUUCGCUUGGGACGAUAUGUCGCUGUAAAAGUUGGCAUCUCAUCGGAGUCGAAGUCGCUUCUGCAUGAAAUAAAGAGUCUCCGCACACUCUUUACACCGCUAUCUUCACCUACAUCGAAGCAGCAGCAUCCAGGAUGCAAUUCAUUCCCUUACAUCUUAGAUGAAUUCGAGGUACAUGGCCCCAACGGGACCCAUGUAUGCUAUACCAGCACCCCAGCGCGAUGUAAUCUCCGCGAGGUCUCGUUUAAUCGCAUGUUUCCUCUCGAGGUUGCGCGGGCUCUAUCAGGCGGACUUGCCAUUGCUCUUGCAUAUAUACAUUCGCAAGGCUAUGUUCACGGAGGCUUUGAUCAGCUUUCAAUUGACCAGUUACGGGAAAAAUAUGGCAAGCCUGAGGCUAUCACUGUUUCUCGGCGAGAUGGGAAACCACUGCCCCCCAACGUUCCACCAAAGGCAGUCCUCCCACUAUACCUUGGGAAAAGGGCUGAAGAAUUCACGUUAUCCGAUGUACGUGUCCUUCUUAGUGAUUUUGGCGAAACAUUCGCACCAGCCUCAGACGUGCGUCGUGGAAAGGACUGUAACACGCCGCUUGCUUUCCAGGCUCCAGAAGCUCGAUUCGAACCGCAGACGGCACUCUCGUACCCCUCUGAUAUCUGGAGUCUGGCUACGGCGAUAUGGGAGAUAGUAGGCAUGAAGGCCAUUUUUAGCACAGAUUGGGUGACCGAGGAUGAGAUGGUAUCCCAGCAUAUUGAUGAGCUAGGGCCCAUGCCAUCGAGCUGGUGGGAACGCUGGGAGGAACGAGACCAAUUCUUUGAUAAAGAUGGGCGUCCAUUAGAGGACCGGGACGUGUGGCCUUCGAUUGAUCAGGCGUUUGAGGACUGGGUGCAGAAAUAUCGACGAAAACGCAAUGUAGGGGAGUUUAGUAAGGAGGAAGCCUCCGCUAUCUUGGAUCUGAUGCGACGGAUGUUGGCUUUCCGUCCAGAAGAGCGACCAACAGUUGAAGAGAUCCUGAAAUCAGAGUGGAUGGUCAAGUGGGUGUUGCCUGGUUUUGACCGCAGUUUGAUAUCAAAUGAGCCAUUGUAG
Molecule: messenger RNA, 1257 nt
Organism: Arthroderma uncinatum
Lineage: Eukaryota; Fungi; Ascomycota; Eurotiomycetes; Onygenales; Arthrodermataceae
Exons: 3
Coding region: 1-1257 (418 amino acids)
Biological process (GO): spliceosomal complex assembly; regulation of mRNA processing; protein phosphorylation
Molecular function (GO): protein kinase activity; ATP binding
Source: RefSeq, a predicted model, not a curated record